Molecule: messenger RNA, 2329 nt
Organism: Dama dama (fallow deer)
Lineage: Eukaryota; Metazoa; Chordata; Mammalia; Artiodactyla; Cervidae
Gene: FOXP3
Product: forkhead box P3
Exons: 12
Coding region: 214-1551 (445 amino acids)
Biological process (GO): regulation of transcription by RNA polymerase II
Cellular component (GO): nucleus
Molecular function (GO): DNA-binding transcription repressor activity, RNA polymerase II-specific; RNA polymerase II cis-regulatory region sequence-specific DNA binding
Source: RefSeq, a predicted model, not a curated record
CCUUCAAGCCCCCUGAAGAAUCUCCAAAUCUCAGAACUUCCCUGUCAUUGCAGCCUAGAGUGAGACCAUUGUGCUCAAGGAAACAUGGGGGUUUCAAACUCCACCACCAAUGGGACACAGGGCCCCUAUUCACCAGCUCUGUGAUCCCAGGCACAUUGCCGGACUACCUCAUGUCUCCGUUUUCCUGAUAUGUAUUAACGGCCGUGAUGACAGAUGGAUCUCCGAGGGCUGUGCCUGCCCUUGGACAAGGACCCAAUGCCCAACCCCAGGCCAGCCAAGCCCUUGGCCCCUUCCUUGGUACUCAGCCCAUCCCCAGGAGCCUCGCCCAGCUGGAGGGCUGCACCCAAGGCCUCAGACCAGCUGGGCACCAAGAGCCCUGGGACAACUUUCCAAGGCCGGGAUCUCCGAAGCGGGGCCCACACCUCCUCUUCCUCCUUGAACCCCAUGCCACCAUCGCAGCUGCAGAUGCCCACAGUACCCCUUGUCAUGGUGGCACCCUCCGGAGCUCGGCUGGGUCCCUCGCCCCACUUGCAGGCGCUCCUCCAGGACAGGCCACACUUCGUGCACCAGCUCUCAACAGUGGACACCCAUGCCCGGACUCCUGUGCUGCAGGUGCGCCCACUGGACAGCCCAGCCAUGAUCAGCCUCCCGCCACCCACUGCUGCUACGGGGCUCUUCUCUCUCAAGGCCCGGCCUGGCCUGCCACCUGGGAUCAACGUGGCCAGCCUGGAGUGGGUGUCCAGGGAGCCAGCACUGCUCUGCACCUUCCCAAGCCCCGGCAUGCCUAGGAAAGACAGCACCCUUUCGACUGUGCCCCAGGGCUCCUACUCACUGCUGGCAAAUGGUGUCUGCAAGUGGCCCGGAUGUGAGAAGGUCUUCAAGGAGCCAGAGGACUUCCUCAAGCACUGCCAGGCAGACCAUCUCCUGGAUGAGAAGGGCAGGGCGCAGUGUCUGCUCCAGAGGGAGGUGGUGCAAUCUCUGGAGCAACAGCUGGUGCUGGAGAAGGAGAAGCUGGGUGCUAUGCAGGCCCAUCUGGCCGGGAAGAUGGCCCCAACCAAGGCUCCAUCUGCGGCAUCAUCUGACAAGGGCUCCUGCUGUAUCGUAGCCACUGGCACCCCAGGCACCACCGUCCCGGCCUGGCCAGGACCCCAGGAGGCCCCCGAUGGCCUGUUUGCCGUGCGGAGGCACCUCUGGGGCAGCCAUGGAAACGGCACAUUCCCAGAGUUCUUCCACAACAUGGACUACUUCAAGUUCCACAACAUGCGGCCCCCUUUCACCUAUGCCACCCUCAUCCGCUGGGCCAUCCUGGAGGCUCCUGAGAAGCAGCGGACACUCAACGAGAUCUAUCACUGGUUUACACGCAUGUUUGCCUUCUUCAGAAACCACCCGGCCACCUGGAAGAAUGCCAUCCGCCACAACCUGAGCCUGCACAAGUGCUUCGUACGCGUGGAGAGUGAGAAGGGGGCUGUGUGGACCGUGGAUGAGUUCGAGUUCCGCAAGAAGAGGAGCCAGAGGCCCAGCAGGUGUUCCAACCCCACACCUGGCCCCUGAUCUCAGAGCCAAGGAGAGAAGGGAGGACAGGGGAGGGGAUCGAAGUGGCUGGGGGCAGGGGUGACCAGCCCUGGACAUGCCUGCAGGGACCAAGAAGUAAGGUGUGCACUGUCCUGCCAGUCAGGGACCCCACUCCCCAGCUGACUGCCCUCUUGGAUCACACGCUCUGCACCAAGGAUGCUCAGAGGGACCCCAGGCCCAGCCCUGCACCCACUCCCCAGCCCCCUGCGACGGGCUCUUCAGCCAAACUGAGAGUUCACAACCAGUCAUACACACAGCCUGCCUCAGUCACUCUCACAGAUGACCUUGGAGCUGGAAAAGGACACAUAAGAGUCGCAAUCCUGUCCCCUGGGCUCGACACAAACCCCCAAAACAUGAAGAGCCUGCCUCAGUACACUCACACCACCUCAAGUUUGCAGUCACACAGUCACACCCGCAGUCAACCCACAUCCCCCAAAGCACACACCCACAGCCGGCUUCCAGGCCCACAGGUGCAGUGUCACAUAAGGCAGGCCCUGACAACAACACAGAAGCAGCCUCGGGACCUUCAGGAUGUCAGGUUCCAGAAAGCCACCCAGACGCAUGCAUGCAGGUCACACACGGUAACGCAUGGCUCCCAACACACAUGCUUGGUCACACAGACUCUGAACUCACCAGCACAUCUCAUGUGCACAUGCACACCCACGUGUGUGGGUGCACAACACCCCGAUGGGCCUCUGAAGUCCCAGGCAGACACCAAGGGCUACACACACUGACUCACCAAAUGUAUCCAGGGUCU